This is a messenger RNA of Halteromyces radiatus, 906 nucleotides long. RefSeq lists its product as uncharacterized. Gene Ontology annotation, biological process: regulation of DNA-templated transcription. The coding region runs from base 1 to 906 and encodes 301 amino acids. The transcript has 3 exons. Gene Ontology annotation, molecular function: DNA-binding transcription factor activity; sequence-specific DNA binding. The record is from RefSeq and is a predicted model, not a curated record. NCBI's taxonomy places the organism in Eukaryota, Fungi, Mucoromycota, Mucoromycetes, Mucorales, Cunninghamellaceae.
AUGAUUAAUAAUACAAGUCCUUCUUCUUGUGAUUUACAAGAUAUCAUUAUGUGUUAUCAAUCACAACCUGAUUUAUUACGUUUGAUUCUUUCCAGUAAACUUGAAGAAGAUAAACGACGAGCAGAAGAAGCAAAACUGAAAGCGAAAGAAUUGGAUCUUUUAUUAAUACAACAACAACAACAAAUGAUGACUCCUACUUUAACUUCCUCACCUUCUACUACUUCAUCAUCUACUGGUCCAUCAGUCACUUCCAAUGAUGCUUAUUCUACUUUUGGAUUUCAUUCAAUACAACAACAACAACAACAAGAAUCAUCUAUGGAUACUUCUUCUUCUCCUUCUUUUAAUGGUAUGAUACAAUCUAUGAAUAAUAAUAAUAAUAAUGUGACUUCUCCGCCAACAAUAUCAUCUUCACCACAUCAUCGAAAAUCAAGUCCUAUUACAUUUACUACAUCAUCAUCAGUAUCAUCAUCUGGAAUUUCAUCUUUAGCACCUCCAUCACCUCCUCCUUCUUAUGGUAUUCGACGUAGUGUGACAAAUGAUCCAACUUCUUUCAAUUUACAUGAUCACCCUACUUCCUCGGAUGACAUAAACCAACCCCCCGCAUCUUCCCCAUCCUCUUUCUUACCGCUAGCUGAACCACGUCGUAGAAGAGAAAUGCAAGCUAUUACAAAAAUCGUAGAAACUAGAGAUUAUCCUUAUAUUGAUGGUCAUUCUUGGCGUAAUAAUGGAAACACUGUACAGAAAAAAACUGGAAACAAGAGUGUAUAUUACAAAUGUGCUAAUAGUAUCAAGGGUUGUGCUGUCAACAAAACUUUAACCUGGCGUGGUAAUGGUGAAUAUUUAAUCAAGUAUCGUGGUGAACAUUUACCAGAAUGUGGUAAUAUGCAACAUAUUCCUGAUGUAUGA